UCGUUUAUUCAUUGAAUAAAAAAGCACAUGAAAAGUAUGAAAUCGUGGACAAAUUAUGAGAAUGGCGCAGGCCAUACAAAGAAUUAGGAAAUCACGUUUAAUUUUUUUUGUAUCAUCCGGUACAGUCCUAACAGCUUAUGAAGACAUAACCUCUUAUUGUGUGCAUAACCUACAAUUCAAACCGUAAGUGGAGUCUUUCAAAUGUAAUGGAAGCACACAUCUUAUCCGCAGAACAACAAAAGCAUUCCUUAUCCGGAAAAAAGAAAAAUAAAAAGACAACCGUAAAGAAUGUAUUAGGAACACCGUAUGCAAAUUACUGGCCUUUGAUCAACAGCAACGAGGAACAGCAAAUCUGCAGCUUGCUGAGGAAAGAUUUCGGCUGCUUUAAGGCAGAUAAAGUCAGCGUACCGUGGUGCGUCAUGAAAACCAUACCUAAAGAGCAACGAAAAGCCUUUCGUUCCGCCAACAUUACAUCGCCCACGAAAAGCUACAGAUCUUCAGUCGUAUUUGGAGUUAACGAAGCAACUCGUCUAUUGGAGAAGAAACUGGCGGGGUCUGUGCUAAUUUCGGAUGACGUAGAACCGAAGUUUAUUGUUAAACAUGUCGUGGACAUCUGCGUUUUGCAUAAGGUACCUAUUUUAGUUGUGCCCAAUCUGAAAAAUCUACUAAAGGAAGUUAUGAACUUGCCCAGCCUUGUCGUCGCAUUUAAACGUACCAAAUUAGAUUACUCGAGAGUCAACGGGGUGAUUAAGGAAAUAUAUCGCAAUUACCCCCCUCCUAAAGAUCAUAUUCAUUCUAAUCGUGACUUCGAGGAUAACGCUAUGGAUGUGAGCGAGAGCAAUUCCGAUUCGGAAGAUCCACAACUGCCUUCCUUGUACUUGCAAAGGACGAGUAGUGAAAGGGUUUUUAUUCCACAACCGUCUCGGCGAAGAGAGUCAAUCGAUUCCGAUUUGAAAGUGAAGGGUGAGGAGUUUUUAAGUUUUGAAACCGAACGACCCAUUCAGUUGACACCUGCGGUAAGUGAGGCACGCAAAGAGGGUAAAGUUAGUUAUAAAUCGUUAUUGUUAAAACGUGUUGCGAGCGAUAAAAAUAGAGACAUAAAGAAAAUUGUACAAUUAAAAAAGAAAAAGAAAUAAAUAUGGCUAAUCUUCUUAGAUGUAAUCGCAUUUAUCUUUGGAAGUCUCCUGCAUUAAUAAAUGCGUUCUUAAAUUUGAUUCGUCAUUAGUUACAUAAUCACACCGAGCACAUUUUAAAUCAUUGACAGAUUUGUGUGUAACAAAAUUCCUUUUCAAAUUGAAUUUGUUGUCGGUUGCAUAAUCACAAUGGUCACAUUUCAAAAUCUUUACAGUCCCCAAUGUGCAAUUUUUGGUAUUACACUGAAUAUUUCAAAUCAUUGUCUUGUCCCGGUUAUAGGUACGUUAAACCCACACAUAUCCCAAUUUCUUGCUUUCUCGUUUCGGGGGCAUCAUUGUUAACCAAAACCUUCUCGUUAAUGAUUGCAUUUAUUUCUUCUUGUUUUAUUACAACUUUCACAAUUUCACUCACAAUCACACGGAAGUGGCUGUGGCUCUGGUAACUAAACAGUCAAAUGUUAUGAAAUUUGAUAUACCGGGUGCGUUAGAAAUUGGAAGAAGAGUGGGGGAUUUUUACCAAACUUGUAAACUUUACGUUGUCUUCAUUUUGAAGUUGAAUGAAAUAUUUGUUACAGUUUUUUAUAGGCCUUUUGCAGCACUCUGAAAAGCAUUUGAAAAGAACUAGCUAAGUCUACAACUGUAGAGAGCCUAGACAAUUCAGGAAAGAAGGUUCGACAAGACCUGAUAGCUCUAAACAAGGCACAAAACAGUAGCCAUAGGCCGAUUGAAUGCUCAAGACGAAUAUAGGAAUAAACACAGCUUG
Molecule: messenger RNA, 1896 nt
Organism: Photinus pyralis (common eastern firefly)
Lineage: Eukaryota; Metazoa; Arthropoda; Insecta; Coleoptera; Lampyridae
Exons: 3
Coding region: 207-1136 (309 amino acids)
Biological process (GO): tRNA 5'-leader removal
Cellular component (GO): nucleolar ribonuclease P complex; fibrillar center; ribonuclease MRP complex
Molecular function (GO): ribonuclease P RNA binding; ribonuclease P activity
Source: RefSeq, a predicted model, not a curated record